Molecule: messenger RNA, 1230 nt
Organism: Colletotrichum phormii
Lineage: Eukaryota; Fungi; Ascomycota; Sordariomycetes; Glomerellales; Glomerellaceae
Exons: 1
Coding region: 1-1230 (409 amino acids)
Source: RefSeq, a predicted model, not a curated record
AUGGACCAGAUCUACGAAGACGCAGAACUCAGUAUCAUCGCCAUCGGCGCCAAAGACCCAAGCUACGGGCUGCCGGGCUUGUCUCUCGGGCGAACACAACACAGUCCCAUUACCAAAACGAUUGGCCAGCAGAAGAUCGUCACCAACUUUAGCCACCAGUGGCAACUUGAUCAGAUCUCGAGAUCAAAGUGGUCGACGCGGGGUUGGACGUUUCAAGAGACGUGUCUCUCCAGGAGAAGACUCUACUUCUCCAACUACGAGGUCUCAUUCGAGUGCCACGAUAUGAUGUGCUUCGAACAUCUCACGCGUCCUCUUGCCUUGCAAGGGAAUUUGGAGCACCAUGAGAGGCCCGAAUGGACUCUUCUCAAUACUCCAGACGGUAUCUGGGCGAUAUUCCAGAAGUACUGCGAUCGUCAGCUCAGAUUCUCAAGCGACAGGCUGGCCGCUGUAUCCGGAGUUUUGAAGAAGUGGUCGCGAGUGAACCCAGGGUGCUUUUCGUACUGGGGCAUUCCGAUAGUCGCCUCCGGCUGGCCCGUGGUAGACGCCACUGCCUCGAAACGCGCUUUUCUCGCCGGACUCCAAUGGGAGAUCCGACCUGAAGGAAAGAACUAUGCGAGGCUGGGAGCCUUCCCAAGCUGGUCGUGGGUAUCUCAGAACGGGAAGACGCUAUUUGGCCAUCAAGGCUACUUUCACCUGAGACCCCCCAAGUUAGUGGAACUAACGGACAAGUUCGACGCGGAGGUUUGGGUGGAAACACCUCAGGGCGAUAUCAUAAAAUGGGCUAAAUUUUAUGAAUCUGGCGGCCUUGAUUCGUCAAUCCUGCAGUGUACGAGGUAUCUUCACCUCGAAUGCUGGUCUUUCGAGGCCGGACCCCUCUGCUAUCGAGAGAUCAAACGGCGUUCGGGCACCGCGCACGAUGACAUGUUUUAUCUUCCGACAACACGCAAACCUCUUGAUGGGAAAGGAGAGUUUGUGGUGAAGUUUACUCCGGAUUUCGGAUACGAAGAUACCUUCCUCGGCCGAAAUCUCACAGCAGUAUGCUUCUCACCUCUUGAGUACGCGACAUGUGCUAUAGUUCUCGAGUCUAUCCCAGGUCUCACAGUGAGGAUAGGGCUUCUGGCGUUUAUGAGGAUCGAAGACUUGGGUUCACAUGAAUCGCAAACUCCUGAGAACCUGCCCUUUUCUGGGCUUCCAUUCGCUUCGCAGAGGUGUCGUUUCCGUUGGGGAUAG